CACAACAUGGCGGCCUCCAGUGACACCAGUCAUGUCAGCGGACGCGGAUCACGCCGAGCUCCACCUUCUUUGAGAGACAUUGUGCAGAAGCUCCGCACUGGAUCCUCUAGUAAUUUGGAGGAUGGAUUACAGAUGAUUCAGGGCCUAGUUCGUAAAAAUAGAGGACUGGAGGUUGUUGACGAGUUCCGGAGGUUGGGUGGUUUGGAAGAAAUCGUGCAGGUGGUCAAGUCGGACAGAUGUGACAUCGACAGGAAUGAGAAACUAACGGACCUUGCCCUGAGUGUAUUGGCCACAUGUUGUAGAGAACAGGAGUCGAAGAUACGGGUCCAUGAGCUUGAAGGAAUACCAGCAAUAGUUGAAGUGUUGAAAGCACACACAUCAGUCAGUAUCAUCAAUAGAGCAUCUAGGGCUCUUGCUAACCUAGCAGAAGUCCCUAAACUAUGUGCUGAUAUUCAUCAUAAAGACAUCAUCCCCCAACUUAUCAGACUGCUGAAGGAAACGCCUGAUUCCAGUUGUCGACAAAGCAUCCUUCGUUUGAUAAGGAUACUUGCAGACACCAAUCAGCAUGCUUGGAAGAUCCUACAGUCUGAGGGAUUAUCGGCUGUACUUAAUUGCCUAGAUUCAGAUGACAUCAAACUCAUUGGUUGUGCUGCUCAAACAGCUGCAGAAUUAACCAACCACCUGGGAUCGGGACAAAGCACUGAAGCCCUUAGAUCCUAUCAGGAGGCCGGCAGGCAAGCUGUUGAAGACAACAGGGUUGAAGUUUUAGUCAGGCUUCUGUCUCACUCCAAGCCAUCUAUCCAGGAUCAUGCCCUGGUGGCAUUACUGAAUUUGAUGGUAUCUGAAGGGGUCAGGGUCGCUGCUGGUAAGGCAGGUGGGGUUGAGGUCUUCAUAGAACGUGGCAAGGCCACCACAUUCCCCGGCUGGGCUACAUACAUCCACUGUCUCUGCUUCUGCUGUCGAGAGGCCGUCAACAGAGUCCGACUCAGGAAUCUGGAAGGUCUACAGGUACUCCUGAACAUCCUGAAGAGCUCCAGUGAAGACUGUGUGAGACUUCAUGAGACAAUUCUGGUUGCCCUGAUGGAUUUCUACUACGAUGAGCAAAGUCUGAACUACCUGGCUGCAUGUGGGUUCAUCCAGGUUCUUGUAUCCCAGCUUAGACAAGAAGUAAUGACAUCAGCUAGAAGUGGUAGAGAUGAUUUGACAGAGUCAGAGUUUGAUUCAUCGAUGUCAUCCAGCAGAUGUACAGAUGAUGUCACAGUGACGGGGGCAUUCCCCAGUACUUCAAGGAAAAGGGCAAGAUCCUUCAGUGAAGGUCCUGACAAGAAACAAGUCUGCAAUGUUAAAUCGUUCAUCGGCAUGCAAGCUUGUUCCUCGAAGGACACACCACUGCCAGGACCAAAAGCCAAAAAGACCUGCUUGUUGGCUCCAGCAAAGCCACAAGAUGAUGCCCAAUCCAGGAUGGGACUCUCUUCCACAGCAAUGUCUGUCACAAUUCAAGCCACAGAGAUGAUGGAGGAUGAAGACACCUCAUCUUCUCUACCUUCUUCAAGUGCUUCAGGAAUGUCUCCUGAAUCUUCUGCCACCAACUAUCAGUCCUACAUCAAUCCAGAGGCGACCCCUUACUCACCUCCAAGUGUGGACUGGGAGUGGUUCUUACAGCAUCGUGAGCAAAUGGGCCAGGGGCUAUCUCCUCGAAGCUUCUCAAGUUUUUCUUCUCCACGGUCCCUCAGCCCACUUAGAUACGAUUUCUCACCAAUGUCAUCCCCCCAAUGGUCUCCUCAGUGGUCACCACAACACUCACCCGAGUACUCACACCAUCAAGCUCCCCAGUGGUCACCUCAACAUUCCCCUCAAUGGGAGCCCCAGCCCUCACCAGACCAGAGUGACCACCUCUUUCCACAACCACUUCAAGAAAAUGAGUCACCAGUCUCUGAGAGCCUCUCACAGACUUUGUCGAGCAAACCCUCCACAUUAGAGAUAGUCGCCCCUGACGAACCCCCUACAGCAUUUGGCCACUUGGAGUCUGUUGGUGCUAGCUCAAAAGAUGUUCAAGGCAGCACUGCAUCAAUAGCAUCAAUGUCUGAGGAAGCCCCAGUCCACAAAAGCUUGAUAAAGAGUCAUCAACAGACUUUAACUGACUCCCUCUCACAAGGGUCGACUUUGCAAGCCGUUUGUAAUCUCACUCUUGAUGAGAAGGCAAAGAUUUCAAAAGUAGGAUGUGCCACUGAUAGCCUUCUUACGGAAAAAGAUAUUCUAAUGACAGGGUUUGCUAAGAGGCUAGACGAACAUGUGACUUCCAUAAACACUGCUGAAUACGGUCAGGAAGCUGGCACUUUCAGGGAGCCUCACUCCAAGAGCUUAAGGAUGAGAACUGGGAGAAAUAAGACCACUUCGGUUCACCGUCAGACUGCAGAUGCUCCAAGCAUGGAUGAUCCAGAGUCAGACACAAACAUGCUCUCUUUCAUGGGGUCAAAAGAACCAAAGGAAAAGAUCCUUGUGGACAAAUUUGAAAUAGACAUGGAGAUUCGCCGAGCAAAAGAGGAGGGGAAACUUAGGAGGAGAGAGUAUGCUGCUGUGACAUUACUUUCCCGAUAUUCCCACAUGGAUGAUCCAAGCACGCACAUGGCUAGGGAGUCAGUGGUUUCUGUCUUGCUUGACUACCAGCCAAGCUCAGCCUACCUGCAGUCUAAGAGCCAGCGGACCCUACACAGGAUCUUGAGGAACAGGCUUUGUUUCGAGCAACUCAUCAUGGAGCAUAUCCCUAUGCUCAUUGCUAGGAAGAUGAUUGAAAGAGAGAGCAAGAAGCUGGCCACUGCCAUGGAAACCAAUAACGUAAACUCCACAGUCAAGAGAAGUCAAAGCACAAAUGACUUAAGGAGCAUGCAGAGCAGAGCUGCCCAUGGUGAAAUCAAGACUUCAGGUGGCAGCUCACAAGAGAUGAGAGAUCCAAGAAAGAUCAAGCUGGAAACAAGCCACUCUUCAGUGUCUGAGCCUAAGACCACAUCCACAGAAGUAGCAUCGUCCAGGAAAAUCUGGCCGAGGAGAAAGGAAAGUUUCGAUUCUGAUGUAGUCUCAGAUUUCCUUGAUGACUCAGCAUCAGACACAACUUCAGUUUGCAGUUUGGAUACUGUGGAAUCGGAACAGUCCCAACUGUGGGGAGACACGGCAUCACCCCUGUAUCCCCUUAUGGUAUCAACUUGCCAGUUCAGGCAAGGCACCAUGCUCCGCCUCCUCAUGUCCAAUUCUUUCAAGGGAAAGAUGGCCUGCGUCCUAGCUAUACCUUAUAUAUGUCAGACAAACAGCCUCAAGAGAAGACUUCUUAUCAAGCACAAAGGCCUUCAAAUUCUCCUUGAUUUUCUUCGCAAAGAUACCAUCAUGCCAGAUACGUUCAACAAGGCUGUACAAUGCCUAUUUGACCUCUCUACUGCAUUAUUCUUGAAUCCAGAUGAGACAGAAACCAUUCUAAAAACUGAUGAUAGAAGUAAUAUCAGAACUGUCAAAGAGGUUCAGUCGCAAGAGCAAGGUUGUUGCUAUGAUGCAGUAGAACAGCAGGCAGACACCAAAUUGCUGGUAGAUCAGGAAGAAGCAGUCCAAGCACACAGGAGUAUCCUCACCAAGAGUUCAGAAUACUUCACCUGUCUCCUUGAAGGUCCUUACUUGGAAUCUGGUCAGAGCGAGGUACCCCUUAAAGAGAUUUCCAAAGAAGCCCUGACUUUGAUCUUGCAUUCCUUGUACGGAUGUCUCCACCUGCAGUGCUGCCACAUGAACGAAGUCACAGCCAGUGGGGACAAAGUGGUCUUGGAGGCGAUUGCUUGCUCGGGUCGGUUUCUUCUCUGGCCAGUUCAGAAUAGGUUGUGUGACAUCAUCGUGGACUCCCACAUCAGUGCUGCCUCUGUAGUGAGCCAUUUCCAGUUUGGCUUGAAGCACAACUGCUCCAAGCUUACCAACGCCUGCUUGAUGUUCAUGCUGACAAGUGGCAAGGUGACGCAUGAGCACUUUCAGGAACUUGUUGAGAGGGGCUGCGCUAAUGAUGCCUUCAAAACAAUUGAGAGAAUGAUAACUGAUGCACUUUUUUCCAUAAAUUAAGAAAUUUGUCUACUUAUUAUGACCAACACUGCGUGUGUGUGUAUAACCAAAAUUAUAAAUUAAUUUAACUUUACUACCUGUUUACUACCUGUUUUCAAUUACAUGUACCAGUAUUCAGCAAGGCAAAAUUUAAUUGACAUUAAUUUAUUUUCUAUUAUGUAAUUGUUUUCAUACCUAUUCCUCUCAGAUUCUUUCCACUACCAAAAGGUUGAACUUCCAUGGUUCAAGGGUCCAUUGGGUGGCGCUUGAGUUUGUAAUUUGGUCUGGCUUAUCCAUUUAUGACUGCUUGGCAGUCCAAGGUCUGAUACCGAAACCGUUUCAUUACAGAAUUGAAUCAAAGUUUUUGUCUACUCCAGGGUUCUGUCUUUUCAUAGUGCCAGUGCUUCUUAUUUUACAACCUGAAACAGAGUUUCGAGAGCCCACAAUGAAAAGUGCUUCUUCCUUGACGUCUCAUGAUGUCUCAUUUCCACAGUUAGGAUAGACGGCCUUCUUCAGGUUAUCAAAGACAUAUUUUUAGUUUCAUAUUUUCACUGGAAUAGUCAUCCUUUUGGUUUUGAUAGCUUUACCAGUGGCUUUAAGUAAAUCAUAGGUUCAAAAGUUCAGCUAGACUCUGUGGUGUAAUGAUCCAGUGAUAAAUGAAAACCUUUGAUUUGUUCAGUAUCCAAACUAGUUUUCCGUGGACUCGGCAUGUUUUACCGAGCGAUUUAAGCAGAACGACGGAGUGUUUUUGACUCCACUGUUUGACUUGGCCGUGUAGAGACCCAUUGCUUUCUCUGAACGAGACUGUCACCAUUGUCCAGUGUGGCGAUUAACUGUGGAGUCGGAUGUUGAUAAGCCUUGGAAGGUUUUGACUCUCUAGACAUUUUGACGUGCUCUUCGUUUCAUUUGGGGGAUGUUUUUGUGUUGUUUUUGUUUUAUUUCAGCAUCACCUAAACCUCGUACAAUUCUGGUUUCUUACUUUAUCAAUAAAACAAAUUGAGCGAAAAGAAGGAUGUAUUAACACAUUAACAAAGACAUGUAACAAUGUCUCCAUUUUUGUUGACUUCCUCAGUUUAACCGUUCUCUUUUUCAGAGAAACAUCUUACUGUCCAGCAAUGUGAAUCUCGAGGUCUGAAUCUGAACAAAAAGGUCAAUUUAAAUAAAGGUAACAUGAAGGACACCAGGA
Messenger RNA from Acanthaster planci (crown-of-thorns starfish), 5254 nucleotides. RefSeq lists its product as uncharacterized. Gene Ontology annotation, biological process: anatomical structure morphogenesis. The record is from RefSeq and is a predicted model, not a curated record. Gene Ontology annotation, cellular component: cytosol. NCBI's taxonomy places the organism in Eukaryota, Metazoa, Echinodermata, Asteroidea, Valvatida, Acanthasteridae. Gene Ontology annotation, molecular function: protein binding.